AUGGUUAGGUACUUCCCCAACAACAAUGACCAGAUUCUCCUGCCCGUCCAUCUCGGGUUCUGGCCGGAGAAUCCAGACACUAACGUUGAGAUUAGUACUCGACCCUUCUCCACCAGACUUCCAGUGGUGUGCCGACAAAUCUAUCAUAAGCAACCAUUUGGAAUGUUCAGAGGCGAAAAUGCUAUGAACUAUGCAUUUUCAACUUUUUUGCUAGAAGCAGUUAUUAUUAUCCUUUUCAUCAAAACCACUUGCUUCCUCCUUAGACCUCUACGUCAACCUCGUAUCGUCUGCGAGAUCAUUGGUGGAAUGAUGAUAGGACCAUCCAUGCUAGGAGGAAGCAGAAACUUCAACUACUACGUGUUCCCACCAAUCUCAAACUACAUAUGUGCAAACUUGGGACUAUUGGGAUUCUUUUACUUCUUCUUCAUAACCGCUGCCAAGACCGAUGUUACAUCCGUUGCAAAGUCUCCAAGAAAACACAAAUACAUUGCAGCCAUCGGUGUUCUCAUUCCCGCCCUCUGCGUUUGUGUCACGGGGAUGGCUAUGCGACAUAAAAUGGAUAAAAACAUGAGGAAGAUAUCUUCCAUUGGAGCGGUUGCGUUUGGGUUAGCUUUUAGUUCUUUCCCUGUUAAUCUUAAGAGACAUGAACCUUGUCAACUCAGAAGUGGGGAAGUUCGCUAUGUCGGUGGCACUUCUUGGAGAUAUGGCAGCUAUCUUGGUACUUACUUUUUUUGA
Molecule: messenger RNA, 735 nt
Organism: Eruca vesicaria subsp. sativa (arugula)
Lineage: Eukaryota; Viridiplantae; Streptophyta; Magnoliopsida; Brassicales; Brassicaceae
Source: the annotation of a GenBank genome assembly